Messenger RNA from Cuscuta europaea, 796 nucleotides. The record is from the annotation of a GenBank genome assembly. Lineage: Eukaryota; Viridiplantae; Streptophyta; Magnoliopsida; Solanales; Convolvulaceae.
GAGGACCUCAUACUCACUCUUCAUGAAGUUCUUGGAAACAGGUGGGCACAAAUUGCAGCAAAACUUCCUGGGAGAACGGAUAAUGAGAUCAAGAACUUUUGGAACUCUUGUCUUAAAAAGAAGCUAAUGAAGCAAGGAAUUGAUCCACACACACACAAACCCAUAACCCAACCCCUAUUAAUAAGAACAGAAGAUCCAAAGAACUGCAAUAGUCUUCCAGCAUUGCCUAAUGAUCAUCUCCCAAAUUUGGAAAUCUCAACUACACAAAUGAUCACCAAAGAGCAAGCUUUUGAUCCUCUAUUCUUGUAUGAGCCCCAAGAGAAUAUGAAUUGUUACCUCAAUCCCAAUUACGGAUUUAGCUCAUUGCCCGGACUAAUGAAUAUAGAGUCUGAUAUUUUCUCAGAUGGGUCAAAUUCAAGAAUGGGUUCCAAUAGCAACAACAUCAUGGACAAUGCGCCACGAUUUUCAUGGGAAAUUGGGAACAGAAUGGAAGACACAUUAUUUAAUCAGUAUGGGUUCAACAAUGGUGAGAUGAUCAUCAAACCUGAAGAAAAUGAGGAUGUGGUGGAGGAGGAAAGCCAAUUAAUUGAAGCACACUGUUCUAGUAAUUUCACUCGUGAUGACUAUACAUUGACUCCCCUUCAACAUGGCAUGAGUGGGGAUAAUAUUGAUCUCUUCCCUCAAAUUUGAGAUUUGAUACAAUAACAAUUUAGUUUAAUCUAUGAGUUGUACUUUUAGGCUUUUUCUUCGAUCCUCCCUUCCCCUAUAAAAAUACAAUAUACAGCUACAUAAGAAC